Aethina tumida (small hive beetle) is the source of this 1569-nucleotide messenger RNA. RefSeq names its product vacuolar fusion protein CCZ1 homolog (gene Ccz1). Gene Ontology annotation, cellular component: intracellular membrane-bounded organelle; Mon1-Ccz1 complex. The record is from RefSeq and is a predicted model, not a curated record. Bases 24 to 1424 code for a protein of 466 amino acids. The transcript has 7 exons. Lineage: Eukaryota; Metazoa; Arthropoda; Insecta; Coleoptera; Nitidulidae. Gene Ontology annotation, biological process: vesicle-mediated transport.
CAAAUUACACAUAUUUGUAAAUAAUGUCUAAUAAAAGUGAUAUUGAGUUAAAAAACUUUUUCAUAUUCAAUUCUAAGCUUGGACCCAAAGAAGGGGAGGAACUGAAAAAAAUCAUUUAUUACUACCCACCAACAGAAAAUUCCGAACAACAAAUUAAAAAUGUUGGACUAGUGGAGGGUAUAAUACAAUUUACAGAAACAUUUAAACCUAGUUCAGGAGUUAAGUCCUUACAUACUAUGAAACAACGGCAGCUUUAUUUCCAGCCUGAAAAAAACUAUUGGAUGGUUAUGACUUUAACAGUUCCCACAGUUACAAAAGUAAAAGACAGUACAAACUCCAUAGAAUAUUUAGAAGAUGACAUUCAGGAUAAUGUUUAUGAGGCUGUGUUAAAACAAGCUUAUUUAAUGUACAGACUGUUUUGGGGCACAUUUAAACAUACAUUAGAAAAACAUGACUUUGCAAUAUUGAAGAGUAAGCUGGAAGUUUUCUACAGUGCAUAUCUUAAAACUAUGAAAUUGGCACACUCAGACAUACUAAACAUAUUUUCUGGAAUACAGUAUUUACCUUUAGACAUGCAAACAUUUCUUAAAGUGCAAAGUUUUAUUAAUAGUUUAGAAUGUAAUUUUAAAUAUAUUAUACAUUCAGCUUUCCUCUACAAUGAUCAUCUGAUUUGGAGUGGAGUUGAGCCAAAUGACAUGAAGACAAUUUAUCAAUAUCUUAUUGGAACAUUAUUGCCUGCUAAUAUGGAAGCUGAAUUGCAAGGUGGAUCAAUGCCAAGAAAUUGCAGCUCCCCAUUUGCAUCAUUGCACCAUGGCAGAUUUAUUACUGGUCCCAGCAAUUUAAAAAAUGCCAAAACUAUAGGAAAAGUGCCGAAAAUUUAUUUAUAUGGGGACAAAGGGUCCUCUAUCUAUCACUUGGUUGUUUACAGAGCCUUAAGUGCAUCUAUUUGUUUGUUUGUAAAGGGUGAUGAAGAACUAACUUUGAAUACAUUUAAAGAGUUGGAUGAGUUUAUUAGUCCUAAGUUAACUACUAUCGUUUCCGACAUUGCCGAAUAUUGUUCGAAGCAAGUUUUGACGCCCUCAAGUAUACCGGAAAAUUCUCCCAGGUUUAUUUAUUUUAACAAAUUGAAUUUGGCUUAUAAAAGCACGGCGCAUUUAGAUAAUAAACAGACCGGAAAUAUAGCGUGUACGAAGGAGUCGUUGAGAAUUAUGGCUGAUAUGAAUAGCAAAAAACAAUUAUUGGGGCAUUCUGGAGAAGUUAUUGUAAAAACUAUGAAUGAUUACUGGGUUGUUGGAAAAACAUUCAAUGCUAGGGAAUUUUAUAUUGCCAUUAAUCAGAAGAAUGUUAGUCUUAUUGACAUAAGUGAGGAAGUCAAGAAAAUUUGUGAUAAUGAGUUAAAAGGAAUAUUUUUCCAUCCUAUAUAAAAUAUGGAUAAUUUAAUAUCGAUAUUUAAACCAUCAAAUUCACGUUUUCGUGAAUGAAAAAUUGUACUUGUUUUAUAAGGUAAAUCUGAAUUGAUUAUGUAAUAACAUUAAUAACAUACAAGUAAAAUCCUAUUUAAUAAAAGAA